AAGUGUAGCUAUCAGUCUUUUUUAGUAAUGGCUUCGCAGUUUUCGAUCGCUAUUCUGACGUGCAGUUUGUUGGCGAUCAUCGCCGAGGGACUCGAAUUAUUCAGUAAAACUGAAAGAUCGCUGAACCUUCAAAAGCUGGAAAACUGUAGAGGGACACAUUAUCCUAUGCAAUGGAAUAAUGCGAAGGUUACUUUUGACAAGGCUUCAAAACAAAAAGUGCUCAGUGUUACGCUGCUGGUCAAGGAAGAAAUUUCGACAGGCUUUUGGAUGACAUUUUCGUUUUUAAAAUGUGACACAUCCGGCAACCCUGACAGUUGUGAGUAUAUGUUGAAGGACCAGAAAAUAGAGAAUAUCUGCAAGUACCUUGGAAUGAAAGAUCAGAGUUGGAGUGAGUUUCUAGGUUGUUUUGACAAACAGUUUGUAUGUCCGAUGAAACCGGAUACUUACAAAUGCAGCAACUUAUCAGUAAACGCUAGAUCCUUGAAGAGACUUCCAAUAAAAGAUGCUGUUUGGAAACUACACAUCGGGGGCCACGACAAGGGCAAGAAAAUAUCGUGUGCUGAUGUAGAAAUAAAAGUGGUAACACCCCUGGGUCAAAGCAGAUAAAAGAUAUGUUAUAAAAUUUUCGGACAUUUUGUAAAACUAUUAAAUCCAAUAAAAUUGUUGUUUCUUA
Messenger RNA from Diabrotica virgifera virgifera (western corn rootworm), 673 nucleotides. RefSeq lists its product as uncharacterized. The transcript has 4 exons. Lineage: Eukaryota; Metazoa; Arthropoda; Insecta; Coleoptera; Chrysomelidae. The record is from RefSeq and is a predicted model, not a curated record. Bases 28 to 606 code for a protein of 192 amino acids.